AUGGAUCAGAACCAGCUGGACCGAGAGAGAUUCAGCUGUUCCAUCUGUCUGGAUCUACUGAAGGAUCCGGUAGCUGUUCCCUGUGGACACAGCUACUGCAUGAACUGUAUUAAAAGUCACUGGGAUGGAGAGGAUGAGAAGAGAGUCUACAGCUGUCCUCAGUGCAGACAGACCUUCACACCGAGGCCUGUCCUGGGGAAAAACACCAUGUUAGCAGAUUUAGUGGAGGAGCUGAAGAAGACUGGACUCCAAGCUGCUCCUGCUGAUCAGUGCUACGCUGGACCUGAAGAUGUGGCCUGUGACGUCUGCACCGGGAGGAAACUGAGAGCCAGUAAGUCCUGUCUGCAAUGUCUGGCUUCUUAUUGUGAGAAACACCUCCAGCCUCUUGAAGUAGCUCCAUUCAAGAAACACAAGCUGGUGGAGCCCUCCAAGAAGCUCCAGGAGAACAUCUGCUCUCGUCAUGAUGAGGUGAUGAAGAUGUUCUGUCGUACUGAUCAGCAGUCUAUCUGUUAUCUCUGUUUAAUGGACGAACAUAAAGGCCACGACACGGUCUCAGCUGCAGCAGAAAGGACUGAGAGGCAGAGAGAGCUGGAGGGGAGUCGACUGAACAUCCAGCAGAGAAUCCAGGACAGAGAGAAAGAUGUGGAGCUGCUUCAACAGGAGGUGGAGGCUAUCAACGGCUCAGCUGAUAAAGCAGUGGAGCACAGUGAGGAGAUGUUCACUGAGCUGAUCCGUCUCAUGGAGAAAAGACGCUCUGAUGUGAAGCAGCAGGUCAGAUCCCAGCAGGAAACUGAAGUGAGUCGAGUCAAAGAGCUUCAGGAGAAGCUGGAGCAGGAGAUCACUGAGCUGAAGAGGAGAGACGCUGAGCUGCAGAAGCUGGCACACACAGAGGACCACAACCAGUUUCUACAGGACUACCCCUCACUGUCAGGACUCAGUGGACCUGCAGACUCAUCCAGGAUCAAGACCCGUCCUUUGAGGUACUUUGAGGAUGUGACAGCGGCUGUGUCAGGAGUCAGAGAUAAACUACAGAAUGUUCUGAGAGAGGAAUGGACAAACAUCUCACAGACAGGGACUGAAGUGGAUGUUUUACUGUCAGAACCAGAACAGACCAGAGCUGAGUUCUUAAAAUACUCACGUGACAUCACACUGGAUCCAAACACAGUGAACACAUGGCUGUUAUUAUCUGAUGGGAACAGAAAAGCAACAUUAAUGGAUCAACAUCAGUCUUAUUCUAGUCACCCAGACAGAUUCACUGAUGAUCAUCAGGUCCUGAGUGGAGAGGGUCUGACUGGACGUUGUUACUGGGAGGUGGAGUGGAGAGGAAGAGGAGUUUCUGUAGCAGUCGCAUACAAGAAUAUCAGCAGAGCAGGGGACUCUGAUGAAUGUGUGUUUGGACGCAAUGACAAAUCUUGGUCUUUACAUUGUUCCAACAACAGUUAUAACUUUAGGUACAAGAAUGUGCAGACUCUGUCUCAGGGUCCUCAGUCCUCCAGAGUAGGAGUGUACCUGGAUCACAGAGCAGGUAUUCUGUCCUUCUACAGCGUCUCUAAAACCAUGACUCUCCUCCACAGAGUCCAGACCACAUUCACUCAGCCUCUACAUGCUGGACUCAGGAUUUAUUCUGUAUUUGGUGUAACUGAUGGAUUCUCAGCUGAGUUAUGUAAAGUGAAAACCAUGUCUCACACACCCAUGCACAUCACCAACACACCUACACCUUCUGAAGUUGGGUGUAACCAUCUUUCUGAGGAAGUGAAACUCAGACCGUCACUGAGAGGAGAAAUGGCGCAGCAAGGAAACCAGCUGGACCGAGAGAGAUUCUGCUGUUCCAUCUGUCUGGAUCUGCUGAAGGAUCCUGUAGCUGUUCCCUGUGGACACAGCUACUGCAUGAACUGUAUUAAAAGUCACUGGGAUGGAGAGGAUGAGAAGAGAGUCUACAGCUGUCCUCAGUGCAGACAGACCUUCACACGGAGGCCUGUCCUGAGGAAAAACACCAUGUUAGCAGAUUUAGUGGAGGAGCUGAAGAAGACUGGACUCCAAGCUGCUCCUGCUGAUCACUGCUAUGCUGGACCUGAAGAUGUGGCCUGUGACGUCUGCACCGGGAGGAAACUGAGAGCCAGUAAGUCCUGUCUGCAGUGUCUGGCUUCUUACUGUGAGAAACACCUCCAGCCUCAUCUUGAAGCAGCUCCAUUUAAGAAACACAAGCUGGUGGAGCCCUCCAAGAAGCUCCAGGAGAACAUCUGCUCUCGUCAUGAUGAGGUGAUGAAGAUGUUCUGCCGUACUGAUCAGCAGUCUAUCUGUUAUCUCUGCUCUGUGGACGAACAUAAAGGUCACGACACGGUCUCAGCUGCAGCAGAAAGGACUGAGAGGCAGAGAGAGCUGGAGGGGAGUCGACUGAACAUCCAGCAGAGAAUCCAGGACAGAGAGAAAGAUGUGAAGCUGCUUCAACAGGAGGUGGAGGCUAUCAACGGCUCCGCUGAUAAAGCAGUGGAGCACAGUGAGGAGAUGUUCACUGAGCUGAUCCGUCUCAUGUUGAAAAGACGCUCUGAUGUGAAGCAGCAGGUCAGAUCCCAGCAGGAAACUGAAGUGAGUCGAGUCAAAGAGUUUCAGGAGAAGCUGGAGCAGGAGAUCACUGAGCUGAAGAGGAGAGACGCUGAGCUGCAGAAGCUGGCACACACAGAGGACCACAACCAGUUUCUACAGGACUACCCCUCACUGUCAGGACUCAGUGGAUCUACACACUCAUCCAGGAUCAAGACCUGUCCUCUGAGGUACUUUGAGGAUGUGACAGCGGCUGUGUCAGGAGUCAGAGAUAAACUACAGAACGUUCUGAGAGAGGGAUGGACAAACAUCUCACAGACAGGGACUGAAGUGGAUGUUUUACUGUCAGAUCCAGAUCCAGAGAACAUGACCAGAGCUGAGUUCUUAAAAUACUCACGUGACAUCACACUGGAUCCAAACACAGCACACACACGGCUGUUAUUAUCUGAUGGGAACAGAAAAGUAAUAGUACUGGGACAACCUCAGUCUUAUUCUAGUCACCCAGACAGAUUCACUGAUUAUCAUCAGGUCCUGAGUGGAGAGGGUCUGACUGGACGUUGUUACUGGGAGGUGGAGUGGAGAGGAGGAGGAGUUUUUGUAGCAGUCGCAUACAAGAAUAUCAGCAGAGCAGGGAACUCUGAUGAAUGUGUGCUUGGACGCAAUGACAAAUCUUGGGCUUUAGAUUGUGACAUCUUCAGUUAUAACUUCUGGUACAACAAAGUGGAGACUCCUGUCUCAGGUCCUCAGUCCUCCAGAGUAGGAGUGUACCUGGAUCACAGAGCAGGUAUUCUGUCCUUCUACAGCGUCUCUGAAACCAUGACUCUCCUCCACAGAGUCCAGACCACAUUCACUCAGCCUCUACAUGCUGGACUCUGGAUUUAUUUUCCCUUUCUUAUUGGUUUCCCUGUUGGAUCAGCUGAGUUGUGUAAACUGAAGUAGACUGAAGUCAUUUCAGGGACAGUGGGUUCAGUUUUGUGUUUUAUCUCUUCCACUUGUUUUGUCUUCCUGUUUGUUGCUGAGAGCUGAUUGUUGUUGCAUUUCCUCGCCUGUCAAUCAAACAUGUGGGCGGGACUUUGACGUCUUAAUAUCUGUUGUGUUGUUUUGAGUUUUGCUUCUGAUUAUGCGAUGCUAAAUUUAACUUUAUGCUAUUACGUAAUGUUCAGUAAAACGAGGAAGUAUAAUAAGACUACAACUUUUCAGUCACUGUUUUUCUUUUCCAUUGAAUCCCUCAUUGAGAUUUAUUUGUGGUUGAAAUGAUCUUUUCUGUGUA
Molecule: messenger RNA, 3811 nt
Organism: Notolabrus celidotus (New Zealand spotty)
Lineage: Eukaryota; Metazoa; Chordata; Actinopteri; Labriformes; Labridae
Molecular function (GO): protein binding; zinc ion binding
Source: RefSeq, a predicted model, not a curated record